UCGUAACUGUGACGUCUCCUUUUCCAUCAAAAUCUUCAAUUUCCUUUUGAGAAAAUUUCAGAUCAUUUACAAACUUCAAAGUCAAAAUUUGAUUAAUCUCCAAUUCUCACAAAACCUCUGGAAUUUUCUCAGGAGUUAAAUAAUUUUGAUUUUCUGAAGCUUUAACAAAAUUUAACAAUGUUUCCCCGACUCUUUGGAAAACCUAAACAAGAAACAAAUGCUCUAGCUACGCUAGACAAGUUAAACGAGACUCUUGAGAUGCUUGAGAAAAAGGAGAAAGUUUUACUUAAGAAGGCUGCUGGUGAGGUUGAAAAAGCAAAGGAAUUUACUAGAGCAAAAAACAAAAGGGCUGCAAUACAAUGUUUGAAAAGGAAAAGGCUUUAUGAGCAGCAAAUUGAGCAGCUUGGAAACUUUCAAUUGCGUAUUCAUGAUCAGAUGAUAAUGUUAGAAGGUGCAAAAGCAACAACGGAGACUGUUGAUGCUUUAAGAACUGGAGCAGCUGCUAUGAAAGCUAUGCAGAAGGCAACGAAUAUUGAUGAUGUCGACAAAACCAUGGAUGAGAUCAACGAGCAAACAGAGAAUAUGAAAAUGAUUCAGGAAGCAUUGUCAACACCAAUUGGUUCAGCUGCUGAUUUUGAUGAAGAUGAGUUGGAGGCAGAACUUGAAGAACUGGAAGGAGCUGAGUUGGAGGAGCAGCUCCUUCAGCCAGCUACAACCGCUCCUGUUGCGCCAAUUAAUCUACCUGCUGGUAGGCAACAAGUGCGUCCUGCUGCUCAGAAGACAGAAGAAGAUGAGCUUGCUGCUUUGCAGGCUGAAAUGGCUCUUUGAACAGUUCUCAUUGCCUCCCACGAGACAGUGUAAAGAUGUGAUGUAUUCUUAUUGUGGAGGAUUAUACAUCGGGCUCUACUCUCCAUCCAGUCUUCAUGUUGAAUUCGUAACAUGCAUGCAGGAUCAAAAGUAAAUGUGUAAAUGACAGCAGAUGAGUUUACAUUCUAUAUCAAGUUGAAGUGGGAAAGAGCAUGCUACUUUUGCGUGAAAUAUGAAAAAUAUGUUAUAAAAUACUCUUUAAUGAAUUUUCAGGACUUGGUUAUUUAUAUUUGAGAUAUUACGAUGCUAAUUAAACUUUCUAUGCAACGGUUAAAAGAUUUAGGAGUUA
Molecule: messenger RNA, 1156 nt
Organism: Nicotiana tabacum (common tobacco)
Lineage: Eukaryota; Viridiplantae; Streptophyta; Magnoliopsida; Solanales; Solanaceae
Product: vacuolar protein sorting-associated protein 32 homolog 1
Biological process (GO): vesicle budding from membrane; late endosome to vacuole transport via multivesicular body sorting pathway
Cellular component (GO): multivesicular body; cytoplasmic side of plasma membrane; ESCRT III complex
Source: RefSeq, a predicted model, not a curated record